UUGUAGAAAAGCAUUUCCGGAGUAAACAAAUUACGCUAACUGGAGGAGAACUAUUACUGAGGCCAUUUACGAUGCAGUUAGUUUGUUUUUGAUCGAUACAGGAACAUUUGAUCCGAUGUAUCGAUCGAACCCUGGAUACUGGUAUUCCAUACAUAUCGAGAACCGUUCUGGAUGUCACUAGAGAAUCGACAAAGACAGAAAUCACAAAAGCUUACAGGAAGCUGGCAAGAAAAUGGCAUCCAGAUAUGCACAGAACAGAGGAGAAGAAAGAAUCAGCGGCACAGAUGUUUCAGAAGAUUGCAAAUGCAUAUGAGAUACUUAAAGAAGAAGAUUCCAGGAAUGAUUAUGAUUACAUGUUAGAUCAUCCAGAUGAGUUCUACUACAACUACUAUAGAUAUUACAGAACAAGAACAGCACCUAAAGUUGAUGUGAGAAUUGUCAUAGCUGUAACCAUAACAGUCAUAUCUAUUGUACAGUAUUAUGGAGCAUGGUCCAAUUACAAGGAAGCAAUUAACUAUCUAUGCAAGGAACAGAAGUACCGGUACAAGGCCCAGGUUAUAGCCAAGGAGGAAGGUCUACUACCAGUAUCCAAGAGGAAAGAAUCAGGAAGGAAAUCAAAGGAAGAAAUGAAGCAAGAGGAAGAAGCCAUCAUUAAACAAAUUAUUGAAGAUAACAUGGAUAUAAGGGGAGGUUACAGGAAGCCGUCGUAUACUGAUGUAUUAUGGGUACAGCUUGUUUUCAGUCCGUACUAUCUCUUCUUAUAUAUGAAAUGGUAUCUAAGAUGGAUCUGGAGGUUUAAGAUAAAGGGCGAGGAGUAUGGUGAUGAAGAGAAACUCUACCUUAUACGAAAAUAUCUUAAACUUAAUUCUAGCCAAUUUGAUGCUUUAGAAGAACAUGAAAAGGAUAAGUAUUUACACAAAGAACUGUGGAUACGAGAAAAGUUUGAUGAAUGGAAGAAAGAACAAGAUGAAGAAAUGAAGAGCAAAUUAGCAGAGAGCGCCCGAUACAAAAGUUACAGACGUUAUAUGAAGAAAGGUGGGGCCGGACAGAUGACAUUCGGACCAGAAUAAUGCUACUUCAUUAUAGUGCUAUCGUUUUAAUGUGUUCAAGUUAAUAGUUCUAGUAUCUUUUAAUAAAUUGAAACAGUAUCUUGGUAGAAAGGUUUUAGAAAGAAAAUAAACACUGCUGAUAUCACAGGAUGAAGGAAAUGUUUUUCAUUUCCACACAGAGACUGCUGACAUGGGUGGGGCAGUGUUAGAGGAAUACUAUAGGUAAUGUAUUUCUCUAAGAGGUGGAGGUCAACAGGAUAUAUUCAGAUCUGAGGAUGCAGAAAAAAGAUUGUGUUUUUGCCAAAUGUAUUUAAGUAUUUUUCAGUUGUAAUAAAUACUAAUGCAGUUGAAAUAUGUUUCUGGAACUUGGGAGAAAUCUGCAGAGCAAGAGACAAACAUGAAAAGUGGACUUACACUUGAAUCUUGUCUUCUGUAGAAAAUGAAAAGCAUUUCAUUUGCAUAUUAAUAGAACUUAACCAGGUGGUCUCAUUGCCAUUGGCAACAAGUGUUUAUAAUACAUUUUUCAUUACAUUUGAUUUAUUUGCCAUAUUUAAUAAAACAGCUUUCAUAAUACGUUUUCCUUUUGAAGCUUUGCCAAAAACUAUGUUGAAAAAAAAAAUACAGUCGAACCUCGUUUGCUUGAACUCAGAUAAUUUGAACACCAUCCUUCGCUCAAACUCGUCCUCCAUCCCAGCAAAAUCCUUAUGUAAUGUAUAUUGUUUGACCCCCGAAAAUGUAAACACCGAUAAUUUGAACUCUUGAACUUAACCAAUGGUCCAGACAGACUUUUGAUAGUGCAUUUCACAUCCUUUGAACAGACAUUACAAUAUGUUUGCCAAAUAUUUGCAUCAGUAGACUCAAGACAGGAAAUUGAUUGAGAGGCGCUUGUUGGUACAUAUAUUUACGUCUUGUGAGAUACUCAGUUACAGAUAGCAUUGUUUGCACUUGUUAUCUAAUCUUCUGUUUGCAAUAAUGAUUUGAUUCUUGUUAACUGCAGGGAUGAUAAUUUUUGUUUACAGCAAAUGAAAUUUGAAUUUAUACAAUUUUAAAAAAAACCUUUGCAAAAAUUAAAGGCUAUAUUGUCAGUUAUUACCAGUAAAACUUAGCAGGUAAACAAACUAGUGACUUUUAUAUGAAUGCCUGAGCAACAUUGUAUAAUGUGAUAAUGUUAAGCGCUUACGGAAGGUAAGGUCAGUGGUUCUAUCCAGGUGCCCUCUCGUGAUAAAAUGAUACACGGAGGGGCACCUGGGGUCUUCCUCCACCAUCAAAGCUGGAAGGUCGACAUAUGACCUAUAAUUAUGUUGGUGUGAUGUUAAACCCAACAAAAAAAAUAAUGUAAAGAUGAACAAAUCUAUCAGUAAAAUUAAAGUAUUUCAUUUAUAUCGAUUUCUAAUGAUUUAUGUGCAAAAGUAAAUUGUUUAGUGAUAAUUGUAAUUGUGUUGUAUGCAGAUAUACUUUGUAAGAAAUAAAGUAGCUGUUAUUGUACUUGAAACACAUGUACCACUAAUGUUUCCAUUUAAAGCAUGAUACAUCGUAUACGGUAUACAUGUGUCAGUAGUCGAGUAACCAGAUACACAAUGUGGUGUAAUGACCUAAAACUUUGAUGACUCUAUUUAAUGAUAACUCCAACAAAUUUUGAUCGUCCCAUCGAGUUCCAGCAAACAAAGUUUGACUGUAUAAUAAUUAAGUGAAAAUUUAAGAAACGGUAAACUUCAAGGAUGUUCAAAGUGAUACAUAUUUAAACAGGGUCUUUGAACUAAUUUCUCAAUUACAUUAUUAGCUCAGAAUUUCUGUAUAUGUUAGAGCCAGGCAGUAAUACAUGAAUUGCUUUAGGAGACAAUGUCAGCACAUGCCAUUUUAUACUUGGUACAUGGACAAGAUGAUCAGUAUUGGUAGUAAGUGGAAAGGGACUUUUGCACAGAUUCUUUUGAGAAUAAGUUAGGGUUACCAGUUUUUAGCUCGACUAUUCGAAGAAUAGUCUAGCUAUUCUACUCACCCUGGCGUCGGCGUCGGCGUCACACCUUGGUUAAGUUUUUGCAUGCAAGUACAUACAGCCAUCAAUUAAAGGCAUAUAGCUUUGAAGCUUAUUUUUUCUUUUUCUAGGUCAAUUACCAACCUCUCUGGGUCAAGUCCCAUAACUCUGACAUGUAUUUUAAGCAAAUUAUGCCCCCUUUUGGACUUUGAAAAUUUUGGUUAAAGUUUUACAUGCAAGUUACUAUCUCCAAAACUAAUGCAGAUAUUGAUUUGAAACUUAACAUGUGUCUUCGGGGUUAUAAAACUAGUUGAUAGCAGCAAGUCCCAUAACUCUGACUUUCAUUUUGGCCAAAUUAUGCCCCCUUUUGGACUUAGAAAAUUCUGGUUAAAGUUUUGCGUGCAAGUACAUACAGCUAUUUCUAGAAGGCAUUAUAGAUUUGAAACUUAUUUUUUCUUUUUCUAGAUCAAUUACCAACCUCACUGGGUCAAGACCCAUAACUCUGACAUGUAUUUUGAGCAGAUUAUGCCCCCUUUUAGACUUAGAAAAUUUUGGUUAAAGUUUUACAUACAAGUUACUAUCUCCAAAACUAAUGCAGAUAUUGAUUUGAAAAUUCACAUGUGUCUUCGGGGUUAUAAAACUAGUUGAUAGCAGCAAGUCCCAUAACGCUGACCUUUAUUUUGGCCAAAUUAUGCCCCCUUUUGGACUUAGAAAAUUCUGGUUAAAGUUUUGCGUGCAAGUACAUACAGCUAUUUCUAAAAGGCAUAUAGAUUUGAAACUUGUUUUUACUUUUUCUAGAUCAAUUACCAACCUCAUUGGGUCAAGUCCCAUAACUCUAACAUGUUUUUUGAGCAAAUUAUGCCCCCUUUUAGACUUAGAAAAUUUUGGUUAAAGUUUUACAUGCAAGUUAUUAUCUCCAAAACUAAUGCAGAUAUUGAAUUGAAACUUCACAUGUGCCUUCGGGGUUAUAAAACUAGUUUAUAGCAGCAAGUCCCAUAACCGAUAUACAUUUUGGUCAAAUUAUUCCUCCUUUUGAACUUAAAACUCUUUGAUAUUUAACCUUUUUGGGUAAUAUUUUCCUGCUUCUGGGACAAUAUUUCGAAUAGUCGAGCUUGGCUGUCUUACGGACAGCUCUUGUUUUUCCAAGGAGCUUAAGUAUUUUGCAUAUCAGAAUGAAUCUCGUCAUGUUUAGUUUUGACAGUUUGUAAGAUGGCAUAUAUGCAAAGUUUUAGAAGCAUGUUUGUAACUGUUUUUUCUGUACCAAACAAGAUAAUCUUAUACAUGGAACCGCUUUAAAUACACAACACUUUUUGAUGAUUAGCUAAAAUCAUUGUGACUGUUUGGAGCAACAUUUUUGAUAAUAAAAUAAACAUGAACCUAUUAAGUAUCAUUUCUGAUGUUUAAUUUUAAAAUCAGUCAAGUGUGAAAAAGGAGUGAAUAAUUUAGGGUUUAUUUCACAAUGUCCAGUGAGCUAUAACUUUGUGAAUGAGGUCAUUCAUGAGGAAAAUUCAUUCUCUAUUAGCUGUUGGCCCUAAAAAACAUUUUGUCUUUUAAAAGAUGUGUAACAGGCAAUGUCGACUUUUUCCUAUCAACAAAGGGGGUAAUUUUAUGACAAAUGGAAAUUUCUAAGUACUAUGUUCUUAAAGGUUUGAAUUAAAUACAUCUUCUGAAGUUUCUUGUGAAAUGAAGUUUUGGUAAAAUUAAGUCUCCCACCACACAGUGGUGUGGGAGACAUUGAUUUACUCCUGUCUGUGUGUCUGUCACAAAUCUUGUCCGCACUCUAAGUCAAACAUUUCUCAUCCGAUCUUCACCAAACUUGAACAAAAUGUGUUUGACCAUGAAUCCUCGGCCAAAUUCGAUAACUAGCCAAAUCGGCCCACUUCCGAAUUAUGGCCCUUGAACAUAAAUACCAACACUACUGAUACAGGUAUUCAGAUGAUUAGACAGGUGUGGGAGACAUGCGCUUUUCUCAAAAGCACCUCUAGUAUAUAUUAAGGCUCAUUUUUACAACUGAUAAAGAAACAGGUUGAAGGAGAAAUUUAUACCUGAAACUCACUGUUAAUAAGCAGGAGUAUAGAAUAUUUUAAGCUAAAAAUUUUCCAAGGCCUUUAAAAAUACAAUUAAAAGCAAAUGAAAAAUAUUUGCUGAUUUGAUCAGCAUAUCAGAUAAAAGUUCCUAUUUUAAUGAAUUUUUGUCGUUUUUUGGCUUUCAUUUGGUAUGUGUCAACAAAGCAUACAGAUCUGCAAAAAAGCAUUUCUUCAGUGAAUUUUUUGUCAGUUGUAGUUACAUAUAAUGCAACAUUCUUAGAAAAUGUGAUUGAGAACCUAAACUGAAACCAGAUGUCAUUUAUAGCUUUUUAAAGCGGUCCUGUGUACAGUACUUUAUAUUUGGCACAGUACAUACAAGUCAUAUGAUACCAUUACUUACAUUGUUUUUAUUUUAGUCAAAUAUAAGCUUUAAUGUCCUUUAAAACACAGAAAUAUUUAUACCUGUUUAUGAUUGUGGAAUACAGACUUUAUUUUUUGUCAGUUUAUGUAUAUUUGUGAAAUAUGUUGUAGUUUUUACAAAAUGAUAGUCUUGCUAUUUGAUAAACUAGUUUCUUAUUUCAUAUCUUUAGCUAACCACCUGACAAAUAAUGAGUACUUGGCUAUUUUACCAUAAGCAAGCUCUUUGCAACAUAGUUAAAUUUUACCACUGUCUUGCAUUCUGCAUUACAGUUUACCCUUCAUACAAAUUUUUGAAGCUUAAAGCCAGAUUAAGCUGACAAAGGAAAACAAAAGGCACUAUUCAGGUAAUAACUGUUUUCACAGAGAAUGGCAGAGAUUAAUGUUUUCAGAAAUUUUGAUUGGUUCUGGCUUGAUUUUGUCUAUUGCAAUUGAUUGUUUUGACUUGUUUUUCGUUGCUAUUGUUCCCUGAGAAUGUUUUCUCUAGAUACCCACCUAGUCGAUAGACAUUUUACUGUUCUAAAUUUUAUAAUCUCCCCCACCUUUAAAGAAGAAGGGGUAUAUUGCUAUGCUUUGUUGGUCAGCCUAUCAUUGGGUAUUUCGGUUGGAAGCACAUAAAUUUUGGUUUCUGAUCAUUAACUAGAGAAAGCUUGGAGGUACAAUAGUUAAUCUGACCCCUGUUGUUUUAGGGCCAGUAGGUCGAUGGCUAAGGUCACAGACAUCUACUGAAAAUAGUUCCAGCUCCAUUGAUAACUAAAGAACAAUUUAGCCUGCAGUCGUCCAAGUCAAAAGGAUGAUUGCCUGUGAUCAGUACAUGAACCCUUAUUGUUUUGUGGGUCAGUGUGUCAAAGGUCAAGGUCAUGGUGAACUUGAGACUGAAAAUGUUGUGUGCUCAGCUAGUAAAAAAUGCUGUGGCCAGCAGUCACUUAACUUCAUGGGAUGAGUGCAUGUGAUAAGUAAAUGACCCCAAUAGUUUUUGGAAUAGGUAGGUCAAAGGUUUAGGUCACAGUGACUUUUAUUGAAAACAGUUUCUUCCUAAUAACUAAAGAACUAUAUGGCUUACAGUUUUGGAUGACUGCCUGUGGUCAGAAGAUGACAGUAUUAUUUUUGGUAUCAGUAGGUCAAAGGCCAAGGUCACAUUGACUGCAAGACUGAAAAAGGUGUCUUCACAGUAAUUGAAGAACUCUUUGACUUUCUGCCAUCAAACUUUAAGAAGAUGAUUUCAUGUGGUCAGUAGAUGACCCUUAUUGGUUUUUAGGUCAGUAGGUCCAAGAUCACGGUCACAAUGACUAUCACUGAAAACAUUUUUGGUUCAGUGUAUAGUCCUCAAACUUCAUAGAAUGAUUGCCUGUGGUCAGUAGAUGACCCAUAUUAUGUUAGGGUCAGUAUGUCAAAGGGUAAGGUCAUAGUGAUCUCGGGACUGAAAGUAGGACAGGCCACUAUUAGGUGUAAAUGUGUUUUACAUACAGCCCUUGUUAGCCACAAAAUUUACUGUCUGAACAUAUAUGUAAUAGCAAAUUCAAUAUCUGUAACAAUAAUUGUCUUGGAGAAUUCAAGUGAUAUUGAAGAAUUAUAUAUAAUAAGAACUUUGUAUGCAUUACUGUAUUAUAUGAGAAACUGUAUAUGGGAGUGAGAGUUUUGGUACGUAAUUCGAGUAUUAUUCAUAUUUAUAGAUUAAAAGUGAGAAUUAUAUUCUGGUUUAAAAUACCUCUCUUUGAAGAAGAGUAUGGGGUCGUGGAGUGGGGGUGGAGGUACUGUAUUUCAGCUGUUCAGUCUGUUGACAAUUUAGUUUCUGAUAAAUAAUUCAUGGCAGUUUAACUUUAUGACUGGCUGUAGCUAUUAUUUUUUUCGGGAGUAAGUAUGUCUGUUUGACUGUUAUUGUCAGAUAGAAACUGGUCACUGAUAUAUUUUUAUGCUGCCUAGUACUUUUAGUAUUUCCAACAACUCUUAUCAAAAGUAGCAUACAGUGAAUAUCACCUACAAAAGCAUCAGGUCAGCACACAAUACCUCAAUUUUGUCAUACGUAAAUAUUUGAUCAUUGGAAUGGCAUUACGAACAGUGUAAAAUUCAACAGACCUGUAUCUAUUGUUAUAAAUUAUUGUCACAGAAUUAAAGAUCAUGUUGUUCAUAUUGAAAGAUGUAUGAGCACAACAAUGUCAUAGAUGAUUGCUUGUGUGUUAAACUUUAUAGGAUGAUAUACUGUCAACAGUAGAGAAUUCUGAUAUAGUUCUUUUAUUGUCCUAGGACUCAAGUUAUUUCAUAUUGCAAGUUACAUACCCAGUUACCUGGGGCAGGCCAUCAUGUGGCACACACGUGUUUUACAUACAGCUUUUGUUUUAUGUGUAUAGAUAGGAAGGAUUUGAAUGGUUCUGUGUAUAUUGAUACAAAUUGUUCUGUUUAAAGUUGCAUACAGAAAUUCAAAGACAUAGUGAAAACUAUUUACAAUAUUUACUCAUUUUGUUGAAGAAAUAAUAAAAUGUUAAUUCACAUA
Messenger RNA from Mercenaria mercenaria, 7956 nucleotides. Its product is annotated as dnaJ homolog subfamily C member 25-like. Lineage: Eukaryota; Metazoa; Mollusca; Bivalvia; Venerida; Veneridae. The record is from RefSeq and is a predicted model, not a curated record. Gene Ontology annotation, biological process: protein folding. Gene Ontology annotation, cellular component: endoplasmic reticulum membrane. Bases 246 to 1070 code for a protein of 274 amino acids. The transcript has 11 exons.